Molecule: messenger RNA, 4683 nt
Organism: Pipistrellus nathusii (Nathusius's pipistrelle)
Lineage: Eukaryota; Metazoa; Chordata; Mammalia; Chiroptera; Vespertilionidae
Source: the annotation of a GenBank genome assembly
AUGUCUCUGCCGUUUUAUCAGAGAUUGCAUGAUCACUAUGAUCACGGCUACCGUAACAAGGGCCUUCGCACCACCGUGAGCCAGUACCAUGAGCAGGAGAAGAAAAGUUCUGCCAUCUACACACAUGGUUCAGCGGCCUACAGCAGCCGCUCCUUGGCUGCCCGCCGCCAGGAAUCCCAGGCCUUUAGCCUGGCGUCAUCGUCAUCGGCCUCCUACCUGCAGCAGGCGUCCCAGGCCACCACCGAGUCCUCCCUGGCAUCUGCGGUCAGUCGGAAGGAGGCCUCAGCCUACGAUUAUGGCUACUCCCAUGGAUUUACAGAUUCCAGUCUGAUGUUAGAAGAUUAUUCAUCCAAGUUGAGCCCCCAAACAAAGAGAGCCAAGAAGAGCCUUCUCUCUGGGGAGGAGAAGGAAAAUUUGCCAAGCGACUAUAUGGUACCCAUUUUCUCAGGACGCCAAGUGCAUGUCGGUGGAAUUACAGACACAGAAGAAGAAAGAAUUAAAGAAGCUGCUGCUUAUAUAGCCCAGAGGAAUCUUCUUGCUAGUGAAGAAGGAAUCACAACAUCCAAGCAGUCUUCAGUAUCGAAACAGUCUUUGUCCACUCUCCACCAGGAGGAAGUUUUUGAGAAGAAGUCAAGAAAAGUUGCAGUUCGAGAAAAGGCAGAACGUCUGUCAUUAAGAAAAACAUUAGAAGAAACUGAGGCAUUUCAUAGAAAGAUGAAUGAAGAUCAUCUUCUCCAUGCUCCUGAGUUUGUCAUCAAACUUCGUUCCCACACUGUUUGGGAGAAGGAAAAUGUAAAAUUACACUGUUCUGUAUCCGGUUGGCCAGCACCUCGUGUCACGUGGUAUAAAAACCAGGUGCCAAUAAAUGUCCAUGCAAACCCUGGAAAGUAUAUUAUCGAAAGUCGAUAUGGAAUGCACACGCUGGAAAUUAACAAGUGUGAUUUUGAAGACACCGCUCAGUACCGGGCCUCGGCGAUGAACGCUAAAGGAGAGCUUUCAGCGUACGCCUCGGUUGUGGUAAAGAGAUAUAAGGGAGAGUUUGAUGAGACUCGCUUCCAUGCUGGGGCUUCCACCCUGCCCCUCAGCUUUGCCGUGACCCCUUAUGGCUAUGCGUCUAAGUUUGAUAUCCACUUUGAUGACAAGUUUGAUGUGUCUUUUGGGAGAGAGGGCGAGACAUUGAGUCUAGGCUGCCGUGUAGUCAUCACCCCUGAAAUAAAGCAUUUCCAGCCAGAGAUCCAGUGGUACAGAAAUGGAAUACCUGUUUCUUCAUCAAAAUGGGUUCAAACCCAUUGGAGUGGAGAGCGGGCAUCACUGACAUUUUCUCAUCUCAAUAAAGAAGAUGAAGGCCUCUACACAAUCCGUGUACGAAUGGGAGAAUAUUACGAACAAUAUAGCGCUUACGUCUUUGUUCGAGAUGGUGAUGCAGAGAUUGAAGGAGCCCCAGCCUCUCCCUUGGAUGUGGUGUGCGUGGAUGCCAACAAAGAUUAUAUCAUUGUCUCCUGGAAACAGCCAGCUGUGGAUGGAGGGAGUCCUAUUCUGGGAUAUUUUAUUGAUAAAUGUGAGGUGGGCACAGAUAGCUGGUCUCAAUGCAAUGACACACCUGUGAAGUUUGCUCGUUUCCCAGUCACUGGAUUGUUAGAAGGUCGUUCUUAUAUAUUCCGAGUUCGGGCUGUGAAUAAAACUGGAAUAGGUCUACCAUCUCGUGUUUCUGAGCCUGCAGCUGCUCUGGAUCCAGCUGAGAAAGCAAGACUUAGAAGUCAACCUUCAGCACCCUGGACUGGACAGAUCAUUGUCACUGAAGAGGAACCUAGAGAGGGUAUUGUUCCUGGGCCUCCCACAGAUCUCUCUGUCAUUGAGGCCACCCAGAGUUACGUGGUGCUGAGCUGGAAACCCCCUGGCCAGCGUGGCCAUGAGGGCAUCCUGUACUUUGUGGAAAAGUGUGACAUGGAAACAGAGAACUGGCAGCGGGUGAACACAGAGCUCCCUGUGAAAUCUCCCCGUUUCGCUCUGUUCGACCUGACUGAGGGGAAGUCCUACCGGUUCCGUGUCCGCUGCUCUAACUCAGCAGGAGUUGGUGAGCCCUCAGAGGCAACGGAAGUGACUGUGGUUGGAGACAAACUUGAUAUCCCCAAGGCUCCAGGCAACAUCAUCCCAAGCAGAAACACGGACACAUCAGUGGUAGUUUCAUGGGAGGAAUCCAAAGAUGCUAAGGAGCUGGUUGGCUACUACAUAGAGUCCAGUGUCGUUGGCUCUGGCAAGUGGGAGCCAUGCAACAACAACCCGGUGAAGGGCCCACGAUUUACGUGCCAUGGAUUGGAGACUGGUCAAAGUUAUAUUUUCCGGGUCAGAGCAGUUAAUGCAGCUGGACUUAGUGAAUAUUCACAGGACUCAGAAGCAAUUGAAGUAAAAGCUGCUAUCGCGGCACCAUCUCCACCCUAUGAUAUCACUUGUCUUGAAAGUUUUCGUGACUCAAUGGUUCUUGGAUGGAAGCAACCAGAUAAGACUGGAGGGGCUGAAAUUACUGGCUAUUAUGUGAACUAUCGUGAGGUAAUUGAUGGGGUGCCAGGAAAGUGGAGAGAAGCCAACAUCAAAGCUGUCAGUGAGGAGGCAUAUAAGAUUAGCAAUUUGAAGGAAAACACGGAGUAUCAGUUCCAAGUGGCAGCCAUGAACAUUGCUGGGUUGGGAGAGGCCUCGGCAGUAAGCGAAUGCUUCAAAUGUGAAGAGUGGACCAUUGCUGUUCCAGGACCACCACACAAUCUUAAGUAUAGUGAAGUCAGGAAAACCUCCAUGGUUCUACAGUGGAAGCCUCCAAUCCAUUCUGGACGGACUCCAGUCAUUGGCUACUUUGUGGACAUAAAGGAAGCCAAUGCCAAAGAUGACCAAUGGCGAGGACUCAAUGAGGCAGUUCUUAAAAACAAAUACCUGAAGGUGCAAGGCCUCCAGGAGGGUGUCAGCUAUGUGUUCCGUGUCCGAGCCAUGAACCAGGCAGGUGUUGGCAAGCCAUCCGACCUUGCUGGGCCUGUUGUGGCAGAAACUCGACCAGGAACCAAAGAGCUUGUUGUAAGUGUGAAUGAUGAUGGAAUAAUUUCUUUGAUCUUUGAAUGUGAUCAGAUGUCUCCAAAUUCUGAGUUUAUCUGGUCCAAAGAUUAUGUAGCCACCGAGGACUCGACACGUUUAGAAGUUGAAAGCAAAGGCAACAAGACAAAAUUGACCUUCAAAGAACUGGGGAUGGAAGACUUGGGCAUUUACUCCUGUGAUGUAACAGACACUGAUGGAAUAGCAGCAAGCUACUUGAUAGAUGAGGAAGAGUUGAAACGUUUACUUGUUCUCAGCCAAGAGCACAAGUUCCCAACUGUCGCAGUUAAAUCAGAUUUGGCAGUUGAAAUUUUGGAGAAAGGUCAGGUCCGGUUUUGGAUGCAGGCUGAGAAGCUGUCUGGCAAUGCCAAAGUCAACUACGUAUUUAAUGAAAAGGAAGUUUUUGAAGGGCCGAAAUAUAAGAUGCAUUUUGACCGAAACACUGGUAUAAUUGAAAUGUUCAUGGACAAGCUCCUGGAUGAGGAUGAGGGAACAUAUACUUUCCAGCUUCAAGAUGGAAGAGCAACUGGCCAUUCUACUCUUGUCCUCAUUGGAGAUGUUUAUAAAAAUCUCCAGAAAGAAGCUGAAUUCCAGAGACAAGAAUGGAUCAGGAAACAAGGUCCACAUUUUGCUGAGUAUUUGAGUUGGGAAGUGACUGGUGAAUGUAAUGUACUAUUGAAGUGUAAGGUGGCAAAUAUUAAGAAGGAGACCCAUAUUUUGUGGUAUAAAGAUGAGAGGGAGAUAUCGGUGGAUGAAAAGCAUGACUUUAAGGACGGUAUAUGUACCCUGCUUAUAACAGAGUUUUCCAAGAAAGAUGCUGGGAUUUAUGAAGUUAUUCUGAAAGACGACAGAGGAAAAGAUAAGAGCAGGUUGAAGCUUGUGGAUGAAGCCUUUCAAGAACUGAUGACUGAAGUAUGUAAAAAAAUAGCUUUGUCGGCUUCAGACCUGAAAAUCCAGAGCACGGCUGAGGGCAUCCGGCUGUAUUCUCUUGUUUCUUACUACCUAGAUGACCUGAAAGUUAACUGGUCCCACAAUGGGACUGCUAUUAGGUACACAGACAGAGUUAAGAGCGGAGUCACCGGGGAGCAGCAGAUCUGGCUGCAAAUCAGUGAGCCCACUCCGAACGACCAAGGGAAAUACGUAAUGGAGCUUUUUGAUGGCAAAACAGGACACCAGAAGACAGUGGAUCUUUCUGGACAAGAUUAUGAGGAAGCCUUUGCCGAAUUCCAGAGAUUAAAACAAGCAGCCAUUGCCGAGAAAAAUCGUGCCCGGGUGGUGGGUGGUCUCCCCGAUGUGGUCACCAUCCAGGAGGGCAAGACACUUAAUCUCACUUGCACCGUGUGGGGCGACCCGACUCCAGAGAUCUCCUGGCUGAAGAAUGAGAAGUCCCUGGACUCGGAUGACCACUGCAACCUCAGGUUCGAAGCCGGCAAGACGGCCUUCUUUACUGUCACCGGGGUGACCACCGCCGACUCUGGCAAGUACGGGCUGGUGGUGAAGAACAAGUAUGGCUCAGAGACAAUGGAUUUCACCAUCAGUGUGUUUAUCCCAGAGGAGGAGGCGAGGAUGGCUGCCGCAAAGCCUCAGACGGGCAGUAAGGCCAAGUGA